AAAAAAGAAGAAGAGAAGAGGGCGGGGAACAAUCGAAGAAGCGCGUCCCCCACCCGUCUCGUGCCGUGCCUCCUCUCCCUCUCCCCGCGGGUCUCCUCCGCCGUCCUCCUCCUCUCUCUCCCUCCCCCACGCCACCACCACCACCACCACCCACACUCCACGGCACUGCACCAACCGCGCGCACUUCGCAUCAAUUGCCCCUCCCCUCGCCGCGCGCCGAAGCUUCCUUUCUUCCCUGGGACACUAUCGGAAGAAGCGUGUCGCUCUCACGCUCCAUGGCGUCGGUGAUGCACCGGUCGAGCUCGGACGGCGGGUCGAGCAGCGGGUGGUCGGACGCGGCGGCGGCGGUGGCGGCGGCCGCGGAGGAGCGGGCCGGGUGGGAGGUGCGGCCGAGCGGGAUGGUCGUGCAGGCGCGGGAGGACGGGCCGGGCGGCGGGGCGCCGCCGAGGCCGCCGCCGCCGGAGAUCAGGGUGCGCGUCAAGUACGGCGGCGCGCGGCACGAGGUCUCCGUCUCCCCCAUUGCCACGUUCGGGCAGCUGAAGAAGCUUCUCGCGGCGAGGACGGGGCUGCAGCCGGCGGACCAGCAGCUGACCUACAAGGGCCGGGCGCGGGGCAACACCGAGUACCUGGACGCCUGCGGCGUGAAGAACAAGUCGAAGAUGGUGCUGGCCGAGGAUCCCGCCAGCCUUGAGCGGCGGUACAUCGAGCGCCAGAAGAACGCCAAGAUCGAGAGCGCCAACCGCGCCAUCGGCGCCAUCGCGCUCGAGGUCGACAAGCUCGCCGAUCAGGUAACCAGCAUCGAGAAAUCGAUUUCCAGAGGGAACAAGGUUGCAGAGGUGCAGAUCACGACGCUGAUCGAGCUGCUGAUGCGGCACGCGGUGAAGCUGGAGAGCAUACCAGCAGUCGGGGACUCCUCUUCGCAGAGGAACAUCCAGGCGAAACGGGUGCAGAAGUGCGUGGAGACGCUGGACGUGCUCAAGGUCUCCAACGCGCGGCUGCAGGCCGUCGUCGUGACGACGAAAUGGGAGACGUUCGACGCGCCGGCCACCACACAGUGGGAGCUCUUCGACUGAAAUUCGUCGAUCAGUAAAUUAAGAGGAUACGUGUAUACGUGCGAUGUGUGUGUUCUUUCCGUGUUGUUUCAUUUUUGGUGCCCAACUGCCCAUUCGUUGUGAUCGUGGUGAGCCGCUAGGUUAGAAUGUUAGGAGAACCAAACCCCACUUAUUAACUGUUUGUAAUCACAGCACCAUUCCUCCCCGCCGGCUGUAGUCGAUUGGUCGGCAUAAUAAAGGAAAGCAUCACCGUUCUUUUUUUA
Messenger RNA from Setaria italica (foxtail millet), 1315 nucleotides. RefSeq names its product BAG family molecular chaperone regulator 1. Bases 276 to 1073 code for a protein of 265 amino acids. Gene Ontology annotation, cellular component: cytoplasm. The record is from RefSeq and is a predicted model, not a curated record. Lineage: Eukaryota; Viridiplantae; Streptophyta; Magnoliopsida; Poales; Poaceae. Gene Ontology annotation, molecular function: protein-folding chaperone binding; adenyl-nucleotide exchange factor activity. Gene Ontology annotation, biological process: protein stabilization. The transcript is spliced from 4 exons.